UAAUACCAUCAUUCUCUGUAGGUUUGGCGAGAAUUUCCUGACCGCAUUGUUGGAUUUCCUCCUCGGAAUGUCCUGUGGAACAACGACACACACAGCUGGAAGUAUGAUUCAGAGUGGACAAAUGAGGUAUCAAUGGUGUUAACUGGUGUGGCGUUCUACCACAAGUAUUGGUCGUACGUAUACACUACACAGCUUCCUGGCAACAUCAAGCAGUGGGUGGACACCAACAUGAACUGUGAAGACAUUGCUAUGAAUUUCCUUGUGGCAAACAUGACAGGAAAGGCACCCAUAAAGGUCACACCGAGAAAGAAGUUCAAGUGCGGCGAGUGUACAAGUGGUGACCUGUCUGCCAACGAGGCUCACAUGGUGGAGCGCUCACAGUGCGUCAGUCACUUCACCGAGGUCUUUGGUACCAUGCCACUAAAGACUGUAGAGUUCAGGGCUGACCCUGUUCUCUUUAUGGAUAACUUCCCUGAAAAACUGAAGUUGUAUGACAACAUGGGCAGUUUGUGAGUCACUUUUGUGUCAACAUGGGCAGUUUGUGAGUAACUUUGUGUCAACAUGGACAGUUUGUGAGUCACUUUGUGUCAACUUUAACAGUUUCUGAGUCACUUUUUUUACAGCAGGAGCUGUUUGUGAGUUGAACAACAACAUCUGUUGCAUGAGUUGCAACUUUUGUAAAUUUCUUUGAGUAUAGGCAGUUUGUGACUUACCGUUUCAUUAAAAUUUAACUGAGGAUGACAAAUUUACCCAAAUGAAGCAUCAGCAAAGGUAAUGAAUGUACCGGAUCUCCCAGAUCUCACUUUCUUAUCGUGCAUAAAGUUAUGAAUUUGUAUGACUUAGUAUGGUAGGUAGUGACUACCUUCUGGGCUGAGCACAUCCAUAUAAUAAUAAUAAUACAGGUUGGCCAUCACUACUCCGGUAAUCAGUUAUCCGGUUCCAUCAAUAAUCCGGCACUAAUUUUGGCUAGCAUAAUUUCAAAUUUCAUCAUUAUACUGACUCAGAAAUUGUGGAGAAGGUUUAACCCUUCAAAGUCCAGAGGCCAAAUUUCAAAGGGUGCACCAGUGUCCAAGAAUUUAAAAAAAAAAAUGCAUUAUUUUUUCUUAUGAAAUGGUAGAGAAUCUUUUUCUGAAGGUAAUAAAACAAUAAGUACGAAAUUUGAUGGAAAAUUGACGAAAUUAUGCUCUCGCGAAUUUUGAUGUGUCAGCGAUAUUUACGAAUUGGCGAUUUUGCCGACUUUGACUCCCAUUUUAGGCCAAUUACAUUAUUCCAGUCGACCAAAUUCUUAGCUAAUUCACUAGUAUUACUUCUAUUCUAUCAAUUGAGCACAAGAAAUCGCCCAAUGAACUGUUUCAACUACAAAAUAAAGUGAUCGGAAAUUGGUAAUUUGGCCAAUUUAACACAAAGUUCAAAAUAGGGUCCAGAAUAAACAAUGCAGGCAUUUCUGGCACUAAACUAACAUUUCCUCUGCUCAUUAGUUAUGUUUUCAGGCUUUACAAAUGAAUUCCAUUUUGAUUUUUUAUUCACAAUGAAUAUUCAAACCAAGAAAUAGAAGAUUUACUGUUAUGCAAUAUUGUAAUAAUUGUAUGAAUAUCAUCAUCACAUUUGUGAAUGUAUAUUAGACCCACCAGCUGGUGUGUAUUAGACGUAUGAGGUCGUUUGUUUACUCUUGAACAUUGGUAAAAAUUUAACAUUUCUGCUACUUUGAGCUCAGUUUCAAGCCAUUUCCAGUACUAAAACCAAUCAAAAUCAUCUCCAUUUCUGUAAUAUGUCUUUCAUUCCAUCAAAUGAGACCAAGAAAUCGUAAAUACAACUAUAAAAAACAUACGAAAAAACACUGCAAAGUUGCUGUUUUAAUCAAAAAUCACGGUCUCAGUUUUUUCUCUCAUUAUAUACUGUGUGCUGCAGGAUUUGUUUUAUGUGGUGCACACAUACCACAUAGAUGUAUUCUCUCAUAUCUAGGCCCAAAUUUACCACUCACAGCUUAGAGUGAGCUGAGCUCAUGGCGUAGAUCUACGGUUUGGACGUAAAGCUGUAGAUCUACAUGACGGACCCUGAAAGGGUUAAAUCCACAGCAGCAAACCAGUGGAGGAGAAAGCAGUGAUGAAAAUGAGGAAGAUGUAGCAGAAAGAGUCUGUUGAUAAGUUAAUUAAGUGUAUUCUAA
Molecule: messenger RNA, 2164 nt
Organism: Cherax quadricarinatus
Lineage: Eukaryota; Metazoa; Arthropoda; Malacostraca; Decapoda; Parastacidae
Source: RefSeq, a predicted model, not a curated record